Molecule: messenger RNA, 2181 nt
Organism: Rotaria socialis
Lineage: Eukaryota; Metazoa; Rotifera; Eurotatoria; Philodinida; Philodinidae
Source: the annotation of a GenBank genome assembly
AUGGAUAAUCUAAGAAGUAAAACUGUAAUAAUUCUUGAUCAUAGUAGUUUUUUUGCUCGUCCAUCGGGUGUUACAUUUAAUGUUAAUGUUCAAAAUAGUGAUCAACUACAAAACGAUCAAAUAACUAAUGAGAAUAGCCUUGGCAUAAAAUCAUUGUGGACAUGUGUAGUCGAAUGUGUUCUUGAAUAUUGUCGAAUCUUAUUUGAUAUUUUCGAAGAUGAUGCAUUAAUUACAUUGAUUGUCACGGGAAUUGAUCAACGUGAUCAAUCAUCAUGGUGGAAUCGAUAUAAAAAUCUUUCACAAUGUAUGGAUUUUUUUGCUGGUAUUCAACCACCAAAUGAACGUCCAUUAAUCAAUGAUGAUGAUCUUUUAAAACAUUCACUGAAUGAAGCAAUAACUGCUUUAUGUACAAGAUCAAAAAAACAAAUUAUCCCAAGUGAUAUAGAUUAUGCAAAUAGUGGACAUAUUAUUCUUUUUUCUACUUAUAACAAUGAACGUAUUGAAACGAUUGAAAGAGAUGCUCAAACAUUUCAUGAAUCUCAUAAUCAUAUGGCACUCGAAAUGACUGAUUUUGUUCCAUUAACAAAAUGUGAUUUAACAUUAGUUGAUGUUCGGCCUCUUGAUCAAUCUGUACCGUCAUCAAAUGUUGAAUUUCACUCAAUAAGUUCGAUUCUCCAUCGUUCACUUUAUUACGCCCAAGCUGGUCAGAUGUUAUUUAGGCGAAUGUUACAAAUGUUGUUGAAACAACAUAAUUUAGCAUUAACAACAGUAACUGGUAUUCCGAUGAAAGAAGAUGUUGCUUCACGUUCAAGUUUAAAUUAUGAUGUUGAUAUUGUUCAUCCGGCUGAAGUUCAUCAUAGUUUACGUGAACGAGCACCAUUAAAAUAUUGGCGUCAAAUAAAAGAUGAUGUGGAAACAAUCGUUCUUAAAUGGAGUGCAUUUUCUUAUGACCCAGAAAAUUAUUACGAUACGUAUUCAGCCUAUCGUUUUUCGCCAUUAGAUGUCAAUAGUCGUGAAUCAGCAUGUUUAACUAAUUUUUUACUUAGUGGUAAAUGUGUUUUACUUGAACUUGGAAAUUUACCAAAUGAAUGUGUAGUAAAUAUAAAUGAAUAUGGCGAUGAGACAAGUUUGAAUACGUCUGACAUUGAUAUUUCAUCAACAACAAAUAGACUCUUUUCUCAUAUGAUAAUCUCACAUAAUCAAGAAUUAAUGAUACAUGCUAUUGCCUUUGGUUCGAAUAAUCCAAUGAGUAAAAUUGGUUCAUCUUAUAUAGUUAAUCAAGAAAAAGAUAAUAUAUCAAUAAAUGAUUUAGAAGAAUUAAUAGAUGAAAUUGAUGAUGACACACUAGAAAAAGAUUUACGUGUAGAAAGUUUUAUCAAUGUUAUACGUACAACAACACUUUACCCAUUGGAAACAAUGACAAGUGGAAAAAUUCCAAUUGAAGAUUCUCUUCGGCUACUUGAACGGCAUACACGUCGAUGUCCAUUAUUAGCAAAUGAGACAAUUCUUUUCAAUAUGCCUCCACCGAUGAACCUAUUAAUAAGUUUAAUAUUACGUGAAAAAUUAUCAGAUGAAGAUGUUUCAAAGUGUCUAAUGGCUCUAAAAUAUAUUGAUAAUAUGGAACGAAAUGGUGAAACAUUGCCAGUACCAAAUAAUUUUCAAUAUACAACAAAAAUUGUGACUAACAAAGCAAAAAAAGAUGAAACGUAUCGUUUUUUAUGGCGUGAAAUCGAAUAUUUUGUUCGUGGUUAUAAAGAUACAUCGGAUAGUCAUCGACAUAUUUAUCAAAAUAUUCUCGAUCGACGAAAAUCAGAAAUUGAAAAUGAUUCAUCGAUCUAUCAAAGUAAUAAAAUUGAUUUCACUUUUCCAACUGAUGAAUCAACUUCGACUGUAUCAACGAUGACAAAACGAGAAAAACAAUUUCAAGAGAAUAAUGAAAAAACUACUGGUCGAGUGUGGACAGAAUUUAGUGAUAUUAAACAAAUCGUUGCUGGGAAUUCAUUACGUGAUAUGUGGAAUAGAAAACAACAAGAAAAAAGAGCACCUGAAUUCGAUGGUCGAAGUGAAUAUCCUCCACCACGACUUAUCCCACUUUAUGUUAAUUUAAAUACUAAAACUUCUCUGUCAAAUACUGGUGUUGUUCCAUCUGUAUCAGUAACAAAUUUAUCUGAAAAGAUUUAA